AUGGAGUUUGUAACGGGAUACCGCGACGCCCUGGUGGAUUUUACCGACUCUAUGUUCCGCUGGUACCGAGCUUACCUGGUGGAGGCUGCCGGACUGGGAGCCGCGGUGGGUCUGGCCGGGAGAGAGGACCGCUGCGCCGGUCUCCCGGUUGACGCCGCCAGCCCGCGUUGGAUUCUGCACGUCCUCAGCGGCUCGGUCAGCGGGCACGCACAGCCGCUGGACGAGCGCUUAUUGAGGGACAGCGAGGCUCUGCUGAGCGCCCAGGAGCUGCGGAGCUACGUUUCCACGGGCAACCAGCACGGAGCGCAGUACCCUCAGCCGCGGCUCCUGUUUGUGACCGACGAGCGCGGCGCUCUCCUGGGGUUUGAGUUCGGGGAGCCGGCGGGCGCUCUGCCGGAGAUUAUCGCGGGGCUGCUGUGCCGCUGCAUGGAGACCCCGCUGAGCGGCGGGGAGCCCCGAAGACCAGAGAGCAUGGCAGUGGGGGACGCGCAAGUGCACCGUCUCCUGCAGGAGGGCUCCUGUCUGUCGCGUCUGGGGGUGGUUCUGUCCACACCGUGCCUCCGGGGCUGGGGUCCCACAGAAGGCUUCACCCUGAGCUCCGCGCACCUCCGAGCGUGUCACGUGUGUAAGAAACGUGGCUUCGAGGCCACGCUAACACUCUGUGAUGACAGUGGACAUGGGGAAACUUAUCCCAUCUCUCUCUUCCUCUCUCUGUCUCGCUCUCCCUCUCUCCUCUCCCUCUUUCACCCUCUUCUCUCUCUCUCUACCUCUGCCUCCCCCUCUCUCUCUCCCUCUCUGUCUCGUGCUCCCUUUUUCACCCCCCUUAUCUCUCUCUCUCUACCUCUGCCUCCACCCUGCUGUCCUCCUCUCCCUCUCUCUGUCUCCCCCUUCCCUCCGUACAGUGUCAAGUGCCGGGCUGUGUUUUAUUGCUCUGAAAAAUGCCAGAAAAUCGACUGGGUAAAGACCCCUGAUGACGUCAGUCACCAAAACUGGUGCUCCAAGCUGCAGGGCUACAUGACCCGCGAGAAGCUGCUGGCAAACUUACCCUUCACCUUCACACAAGAAGUGACCUCUGACACCUUCGACCAGGAGCGCUUCCUGUCCUCCAGAGCACUGAAUUGUGGGUACUGGGCGAAGCAAAGCAUGCUGGUCCAAGCCUUCAACUAUGAGCUGCUGCCUUUUUGGGAUCCCAGCACUGAGUGCACCCCCGUCUGUUUCCGAGGAAGGAUGAACCCUUAUGCCCCCCUGAAGAAGGAAGGAAGGAUCCUGAUGCAGACUGUCCCAGUCGCGGGUCCCAGUGUCAAAGCACCCCUGACCUCGUGGAGUGAUUAUUACGCGUGGCGCGGGUUUGAUCUCGACUCUCCCGUGGCGGCUCUGCUCUCCUGCCCGCUGACCAUCUAUUACAUCAUCACCUCCCUCGCCCCGCACCACUUCCCUGAGCUCAAUAUCCUGACUAAGCAGUCCCUGAAGAUCCACAUCAUAGAAGGAGCAAAGGAGUUCGACAUGCUUCUGGUGUUCUGGGAGCUGUCCGUCCUGCUGCCACACGUGGCCUUUGAGAUCCAAUUCGUGGGGGAGGCACUGCCGAAAGAAGCCGACGAACAGCAGGCGGUCCUGCAGAGGAAGGAUGGUCACGUGACUCUGGUGCACCCCAACUUCGUCUCCGAGGAGAAAACGGACAAGAGGAUCGUCCGGGUCAAAGGUUACUCCCGGCCCUAUCACAUGCUGCAGGGACCCAAGCCUGACCUUGUGAUUGGGUUUAACUGUGGCUUUGGACUCAGUGACACCUGGAUCAGCUCCCUACCCAGACUGCAGUCCCUGAGGGUCCCGGCCUAUUUCUCGGAGUGCAGCGAGUACAGCUGUGCCGUGAGCCAGCAGAGCAUGAGCACAGCGACCGGGGGAUCUGUCAGCGAGGCCAGGGUUAACCCCUUCCGCUCCCCGCUGCGCGUCGCCGGGGGCGACAACAACAUGCCAUGGUACUCCAACGGUUUCCUCUUCCACCUGAUUUAUAAAGUCGCCCAGAACAGCAAACGUGAGCAGCAGCAAGCACAGAACCUACAGCACCCCCACCUGGUCAACCCCCACCAUUACACCCAGCCACAGCACGGCAACCGUACCACCGCCGCCAGCAAUCCCAGCGGCCCCGCGGGCACGCCCCCCGACAGCGGCAAGCGGACGCGCAAGGAGAAGAAACAGGCACGCAACGCGGGGCGCCGGAGGAAGCAGUGA
Messenger RNA from Acipenser ruthenus (sterlet), 2226 nucleotides. Its product is annotated as zinc finger MYND domain-containing protein 15-like. Lineage: Eukaryota; Metazoa; Chordata; Actinopteri; Acipenseriformes; Acipenseridae. Gene Ontology annotation, molecular function: histone deacetylase binding. Bases 1 to 2226 code for a protein of 741 amino acids. The record is from RefSeq and is a predicted model, not a curated record. Gene Ontology annotation, biological process: negative regulation of DNA-templated transcription. The transcript is spliced from 13 exons.